Messenger RNA from Staurois parvus, 384 nucleotides. The record is from the annotation of a GenBank genome assembly. Lineage: Eukaryota; Metazoa; Chordata; Amphibia; Anura; Ranidae.
AGCGGGCAUCGAGUCAACUGGCGGAACAGCAGGCACCGAGUCGUCUGGCAAGACUGCGGGCACCGAGUCAACAGGCACGACAGUGGGCACCGGGUCAUCAGGUAUCGGAUUGUCUGGCUCGACAGCGGGCAUCGGGUCACCAGGUAUGACAGCGGGCACUGGGUCACCAGGCAUCAGGUCAUUUGGCUUGCCAGUGGGCACCGCGUCAUCUGGCAAGGCAGUGGGCACCGGGUCACCAGGUACCGGAUCAUCUGGAUCAACAGCGGGCAUCGAGUCAACUGGCCUAAUAGGAUCGUCGGGCUGGAUCAGUUCAUCAUGCUGAGUAGCGGCAUCAGGCUGAAUGCAGGCAUCAGGCUGAAUGAGGAGAGGCAUCAGGCUGAGGAG